Daldinia vernicosa is the source of this 2539-nucleotide messenger RNA. RefSeq names its product class II aaRS and biotin synthetase. The record is from RefSeq and is a predicted model, not a curated record. NCBI's taxonomy places the organism in Eukaryota, Fungi, Ascomycota, Sordariomycetes, Xylariales, Hypoxylaceae. Gene Ontology annotation, cellular component: cytoplasm. The transcript has a single exon. Gene Ontology annotation, molecular function: biotin--[biotin carboxyl-carrier protein] ligase activity. Gene Ontology annotation, biological process: protein modification process. Bases 467 to 2497 code for a protein of 676 amino acids.
CCUAACCGACUUAUUUCUAAGCCUAGGUAUUUACCUGCACAUCCCGUACUAAAUAUCCUCUUAUCCCUAGAUCAUCAGACAAGAAAAUUAGCAAUUAGUCUACGAAGACUGACAGUUAUAAACAGCUGAUUUUAACAACUCUUACCACUCAUCCGGCUCGUCAUCAUCUUGAGCAGCAAUCGUCUGCUGACUUGUGCUUUCGUCUUUAGACAUUAUUUAAGGCUGUCGUCAAAGUAUCUUUUAUAUGAGAUACCAAGUGUUGAUUCGCAUAGUUCAGCGUUCAGCGUUCAGCGUUGCGAAUUAAACAAGUGAAUUGCGCUAGAGGGCGGUAUAAAGGCAAAAAUUCGGAGGGAUCCGAACCGGUCUUAGAAUCGCCUCUUUGCGCUCCCGGGGAUUCAUUAACAAAACCCCGUACUACUCUUUAAUCCCGCCCUACAACUUCGGACUGAAGAGGAUUUCCCCCACCAUGACGUCGCAAAAACUAAAUGUGCUCGUCUACACGGGCACCGGGUCUACAGUCGAAUCAGUUAAGCAUGCAAUCUACUCCCUGCGUCGACUUCUCUCCCCAAACUACGCAGUCAUCCCUAUCACCGAGACCGUUCUACUAAAAGAGCCAUGGGCACCUUCUUGCGCGCUGCUUGUUUUUCCGGGCGGUGCUGAUCUUGGUUACUGUCGCGUGCUCAAUGGGGAAGGUAAUUCAAUUAUAUCUCAGUAUGUGCGUCGAGGUGGUGCAUACUUAGGUUUCUGCGCCGGCGGCUACUAUGGAUCCAAAAGGUGCGAGUUCGAGGUUGGCAACAAGGCCAUGGAAGUAGUCGGAUCUAGAGAGCUAGCUUUCUUUCCUAGCACGUGUAGGGGCGGUGCAUUCAAAGGCUUCCAGUAUCACAGCGAGAAAGGGGCCCGAGCAGUCCGAGUGAAUGUUGUGAAGGAUGCAUUCAGGGGGGCAGGCUUAGUUCCAGAGGUCUUCACGUCCUACUACAAUGGCGGCGGCGUCUUCGUCAUCCCAACAAAUGGAAACAGUGAUGUUGAGAUACUAGCAAGCUAUGCGGACGAGCUUGAUGUCGACGGUGGUCGCGAAAAGGCAGCCCUGGUGUACUGCAAAGUCGGCCAAGGUGCUGCUAUCCUUACAGGACCUCACCCUGAAUUUGCUGCGGUAAAUCUAAGUCCGCAGAACGACGUCGAGGGAUAUGAAAAUCUCAUUGCCGCCCUUAAAGCUGACGAUGAUGCACGAACGGGCUUCCUAAAGGCGUGCUUAACUAAGCUUGGGCUAGAAGUCAGUCAAGAAAAAACAGGUGUGCCAUCCCUCUCUCGACUUCAUUUGUCGUCCAUCUCUAGUAACGAUGUGGACGACUUAUUACACACCUGGGAAGAUAUCAUCAGCAAAGAAGACGGCGAAGAGUAUAUAAGAGCAGAAAACGAUACAUUUCAUUUGCAGAAGCCCGAAACCAUGUGGUCCGUCGCUGGCUUGAAAGAGGCACUGACUCCUGAUGGUAGCCAAGAUCAAAAGUCUCCUGACUUAAGUAGUCAAGGCAUAAUCGACUACAGCACAAUUGUUAAGCGUAUUGUAACUCACGAAACAGCCUGGCCGGAAGCCAAAGCAACUCCAUACUUCAACCACAACGCAUUUUAUUCUAGCUUACGAGAUUAUCGGCAGACAGAACCUGAAGCGGAAGAAUGGGGCAACUUCUUAAUGUACGGAGAAGUUGUCACGAGCACUAAUACACUGCUUGAGAAAAACUUCAAAUUGCUGUCCAAACUACCGUCGGGGUUUACACUUACGGCAACAACUCAGGUCGCUGGGCGGGGACGCGGGAACAACGUCUGGGUGUCGCCCGCUGGAUCAUUGAUAAUGUCCACUGUCAUCAACCACCCGGCUCAUAUUGCGCCAAGUCGGCCCAUCGUCUUCAUCCAGUAUCUAGCCGCCAUUGCUAUAGUCGAAGCUGUAAAGAACUACGAUCGAGGAUACGAAGAGGUCCCCGUAAAAUUAAAAUGGCCCAACGAUAUCUAUGCGCGGGAUCCGAGGCAGCCUUCCUCGUCCCCCCCUUCUUACGUCAAAAUUGGCGGCAUCUUGUCUAACUGCAACUAUUCGGCGGGGGCUUACCAAAUUGUCCUUGGCAUCGGAAUCAACGCGACUAACGGACGUCCCACCACCUCCCUUGACGCCCUGCUGCCUUCCCACCUCGCUCCGUUCCGGAUCGAAAAACUCACGGCAGGAAUCAUUGCCCGGCUAGAAGCUCUGUACAAGACGUUCGUGCGAAGAGGUUUCACGAGAGAUAUGGAGAGUGCAUACUAUGCGCACUGGCUGCACGGACGGCAGAUUGUCAACCUGGAGGCGCAGGGUGGAGUGAAAGCUCGGAUCGUAGGUAUUACCAGCGAUUGGGGCAUGCUAAGAGCGGAAGAGCUAGGAAGCGAUGAUAGACCGACGGGGAAGGUGUGGGCAUUGCAGAGCGAUGAAAACAGUUUUGACUUUUUUAGGGGCUUGGUGAAGAGAAAAAUCUGAGUUAUAUUAGAGUAAGAUUCCAUGAUAACACUACGUUAAUAC